UAAACCAUUUAUCACUUAAUUUUAACACUAAAACAGCAAUUACUUUUAGUUUUGAAAUAAUUUAACAUUUUCACCUCAAUUAAAUGAGGUAUAUUAUUUUUUUUACCUGUUAAAUAAUAGUUAAAAAUAAAAUGAAAAACCCAUUAGCAAAUGUUGCAUUACUUAAAACAUCGUUUAGAUUUCUACAAACAGCAUUGUUAAGUACCAAGGGUCAUGUGCUAAUCGGCGGAGGAACUGGAUUUAUUGGCAGAAACUUGAAAGAAUUUCUGUUGAGAGAAAACUACAAAGUAACAAUAAUAUCUAGAGUUAAGACUGGAGAGAAACAUAUCAUAAAUUGGGCCGAUUUAAUAAUCCAUGGUGUUUCCAAUGAUGUAACAGCUGUGGUCAACUUGACUGGUGAGCCCAUAAUGGUUCCUUUCAAAGGUUUUGGAAAUAACUUUAAAAAAAAAAUCUGGAUUAGUAGAGUUGGUUCUACUGCGCUACUUACCGAUAUCAUAAAUUCAGCCAAAUGCAAACCUAAUGUGUUUAUAACAAUCACUAAUACUGAUAUAUAUCCAUCAGAUGGAGGAGUUCACACUGAACAAUUUAUUCCUACAGACCAGAUGGUAGACUGUAAUUUCUUCACUAGAUUAGGAACAGAUUGGGAGCAAGCUUCUAAGUAUUUCCCCUUUCGUAAGGUAUCAAUUAGAACAGGAACCGUACUUGGAGACAAUGGUGGAUUUCUCAAAUGUUUGAAAUAUCCCACUGCUAUAGGUUUAGGGACUCAGAUAGGAGACGGAUGUCAGCAACAGCCUUGGAUACACAUCUGUGACUUAUUGAAUCUUAUACUAUUUUCAAUAGAGAAUAAAGAAAUAAGUGGAAUAUUGAACGGAGUAUCACCACAGGGUGCAACUAAUGGAGAAAUAACUACUAUUUACACACAUAUGUUAAAAAAGUCACCAGCGAUGUUAAAUAUACCAAGAAUGUUCUUAAAGACAGCGUUUGGAGAAGAAAGAACAAAAUUAAUUUUGGAAGGAAGAAAAGUAUUACCAACAAGAACUUUAAAAUGCGGAUUUAAAUUUCAAUAUUGUGAAAUCACAGAUGCUAUAAAAAAUUUAUUAGGGCAAUGAAACAAAAAGAAUAUAAUAUUAAAAAAGUACUUACCAUGUCGUGCUUAACAGGAUCAUAAUCUAAUAUAAAAACUCAAGUGAACAUUUUUCGAAAUUCUGUAGUCCAUUAAUAUAAUAUAUCAAUAAAAAACGAUUCGUCUUCACUAUUUUAUUAGAAUUUGAUGGUAGUAGUAACUUAGUAUUUAAAUUGUAGAUAUAACACAAUAUACAUCAUUGGAGUUGUUUGGUAAGCAACAAAUCAAAUAUUUUUUAUUGGAUAAUUUCACUAGAUGAAUAAAAGAGAGCUUAAUACCAGACGGGUAUAUUAAGCCUUUCAUACUACUUUUCUUCAAAUAUACCAUAAAACACUUUUUUUCAAGUAAAAUGGGGCAAAUUGAAGAUAAUAUGACAGAAAUUAACAAAUCAAAUAAAUCCAGCACUAUAACACAACAUUUGCCUAAUGAUAUAGAUGGUUAAUUUAAAAAUUGCCAUGUGUUAUAAUUCAUCACACAUAAAACUAGUAGAAAUUUAGUUUUAAAAACACAUUGAACAGUCUCCAAUCUCCGUAAUUUAUACUUUUUUAACUAUAAUUAAUAACCUCACAUUUUUUUAUUUUUCUGUUUUAGUCUCAGAUACUAUAUAAUGACCUCAAUGUUAUAUUAAAUGUAUGUAAUUGGAUCAAAAUUUGGUGAUACCAAAUUAGUUAAGAAUUUCAUGAAAAAUCGGCAAAGAUCAUAGGUACAGUG
Metopolophium dirhodum (rose-grain aphid) is the source of this 1834-nucleotide messenger RNA. Its product is annotated as epimerase family protein SDR39U1-like. The record is from RefSeq and is a predicted model, not a curated record. The coding region runs from base 132 to 1109 and encodes 325 amino acids. The transcript has 6 exons. NCBI's taxonomy places the organism in Eukaryota, Metazoa, Arthropoda, Insecta, Hemiptera, Aphididae.